Cercopithifilaria johnstoni is the source of this 375-nucleotide messenger RNA. NCBI's taxonomy places the organism in Eukaryota, Metazoa, Nematoda, Chromadorea, Rhabditida, Onchocercidae. The record is from the annotation of a GenBank genome assembly.
AUGCGAGCUCUCGAAGCAUUAAGCCGUGGUCGUUUAGAAAUGACAAUUUGGUCACAUGAAUAUUGGGAAAUUCCGAAUCUUUCUGUAGCUACCAAAUUAUUGCACUAUAAAAAUUCGUUAAAACUACAUUUGAAUUCUCGAUCAGAUUUGAAAUUUUUACCAGAAAUGAUUUUCAAAAAUGCUCUCUACUUCAAGGAACAUCGGACACCAUUGUUGAAUACUAUUUUAGAAAUUAAUAAUCAUGGUGAUAUAGCAUUGCAUUCGUUAUAUACAAAUAGGUUUGAAUUGGGCAUCGAACAAUGUUCACGAAUCAAAUUUGCCAUGUUCUAUCCAAUUUAUGCCACAUUGUGUUAUCAAAAAAAUUCGAUUAUCUAA